UCAACACUACUAUAUAACAAAUAAUUUGAGGAGAAAGACUGCCAAACUCUCAGAAAUGUGGGGAUUCUUCGAUUGGGUAUUUGGUAUUCUCAACUAUCUUGGCUUGGCAAAGAAGUCAGGAAAGUUGUUGCUCCUUGGAUUAGAUAACGCAGGAAAAACCACACUUCUCCAGAUGUUAAGGGACGAUAGAUUGGGGACUAACGUACCUACAUUACAUGCCACGUCGGAAGAAUUAACUCUUAACAACAUUAAGUUAACAACAUUUGAUCUUGGUGGCCACGUACAAGCUCGUAAGAUAUGGAAGGAUUACUUUCCCGUCGUUGAUACGUUAGUGUUUAUAAUUGAUGCCGUUGACCGGGCUCGAUUCCAAGAGGGCAAAGAGGAGUUAGAUGCUUUGCUGUCUGACGAUCAGAUCUCUCAGUUGCCCAUCCUUAUCCUUGGAAACAAGAUCGACUGUGCUGGCGCUGCAUCUGAGGAUGAAAUCAGGCAAGAGUUCAGGCUCCAUGGUCAAACUACCGGCAAAGGAAAUAUCCCCAGAAAAGAGCUCCAAACCCGUCCCAUCGAAAUCUUCAUGUGUUCGAUCAAGAAGAGACAGGGAUACGGAGAAGCUUUCAGAUGGCUCUCCCAGUACCUGUAGACACAGAUUAGACAUGAAUACCGGCAGAUCGCGUGAUUAAUAGCUUUAUGUGCAGUCUUUGAUUGAUGGAUGAUUGGUCAUUUUGUACCGUGGGGACUGUGUUGUAUUUAUUGUGCUUCCCAUGACCCAUUUUUAUACUUCCUAGGUGCCAAUUCCAUUGCUAUUAGGGAUAUUAGAGAGGGCACAGGUAUGAUAGUUUGCUUUUACAUCUUGCUUCAGUGAAAUAUGAAUGGUAUAAGCUGAUACUAAUACUACAACUAAGUUCACUCGCAGAAUUGCAUGUUGCCUUUUAUCGUAAGUGGAGGAAAGUUAAACAUUUCUUGGACACUUUCCUCUAAAAACCACAUGUAAGAAUUAAAAUAACUAAAUCAGCUAAUAUUACGAGAUAUUUGCUUUUCCGUUACUUUUAUGCAAUUCGUUAUGUAUAUUAAAAUUUGACAGUAGUUCGUGUUUUAAACUGCAAUUGUAAUUUGUAUUUAGCGUUUCCAGUGCAGAAAUCACAAAAAGCACGGGUUAUGUAUGAUCUAGUGAUAUGUCAAUAUUUUAUAUUGAAUAUUAAUUGCCUUCA
Molecule: messenger RNA, 1205 nt
Organism: Bolinopsis microptera
Lineage: Eukaryota; Metazoa; Ctenophora; Tentaculata; Lobata; Bolinopsidae
Product: GTP-binding protein SAR1b-like
Exons: 7
Coding region: 56-637 (193 amino acids)
Biological process (GO): intracellular protein transport; membrane organization; endoplasmic reticulum to Golgi vesicle-mediated transport
Cellular component (GO): endoplasmic reticulum exit site; COPII vesicle coat; chromatin
Molecular function (GO): histone binding; GTP binding; GTPase activity
Source: RefSeq, a predicted model, not a curated record